AUGGCAGAACCAGACGUAGCUACCAAGGCUCCCGAGAGUGAUGCGCAAGAAACCAACAGCCCGCCAGUCCCCAGCGACUCUUCGGCCCCGCCAAAGCCACCGCUGAUGGGCGAGCACUGCACCUCCGACAGACCGACGCCCGCCGGCCAGUCAUCGACAGGCGAGCUCAGCAAACUCAACGAUGUCGACGUCUACAUCUCCAAGCCCGCAGACUACCCCCACACCCCGUCGCGCCUCCUCCUCCUCCUAACGGGUGGCACCGGCCUGCACAGCGUGAACAACCAGAUCCAGGCCGACCGCUUUGCAAGCGAGGGGUACGUGGUCGUCAUGCCGGACCUGUUCGCAGGCGACCCGGCGCCCAACAGCCGGGAGACUGUCGACGAGUCCCUGUCGACCGGCUCGUCCCUCCUCGACGCCUUCAAGAUCAAGGCUGCCGAAGCGGCGAAGAGCUUCCUGAUCGAUAUGUGGCUGGCCCGGCAUACCGAGGAGAAAGUGCUACCUAUUCUGCAUCGGGUGUUGGAUGCGUGCCGGGAUGAGUUUGCGGAUGCGGUGUCGCAUGGCGGAGGCGUGUAUGCGGUUGGGUACUGCUUCGGGGCGAGGUAUGUGUUGCUUCUGGCUGCGGAGCGGCCGGCGCAUGGUCAGGGCCAUGCCGCCCAGGGGCGGGGUGCUGGGGGUGAUGAAGAGGCGAAUAGGCCUAGCACGGUCGGGCCGCACAUCAAGGCCGGGGCGCUGGCGCAUGCUACGCUGGUGUCGAAGGGGGAUUUUGUUGGGUUGAAGGCACCGCUGAGUGUGGUCUCUGUGGAGAACGACCCAUUGUUCCCGGACGAGGUGAGGAUUGCUGGGGAGGAGUAUAUGAGUGCCAAUGAUGUCGAGCACGAGGUGCAGGUUUAUCCGGGGGUGCCACAUGGCUUCGCCGUCGUCGGAGAGUACGAAGACCCCAACAUCAAGAUUGCGCAGGCUACUGCGUUCGAGCAGAUGUUGAAAUGGAUCAACGAGCACUGA
Molecule: messenger RNA, 1002 nt
Organism: Chaetomium strumarium
Lineage: Eukaryota; Fungi; Ascomycota; Sordariomycetes; Sordariales; Chaetomiaceae
Product: Alpha/Beta hydrolase protein
Exons: 3
Coding region: 1-1002 (333 amino acids)
Molecular function (GO): hydrolase activity
Source: RefSeq, a predicted model, not a curated record